UCUAGGGCCCUAUCUUCCCUUAUAUGGUGAAGGCAGUUCCUAGAGGAAGGGGGGUGGGGACAAAGGUCGCUCUCCUGCAGCCAGUUUGCCACAACUGCCUGAGACCUCCAGGUGGCAGCUGCCUCCCCAAGACAGGCUCAUCACCAUGACCAAACUGAGCUCCCAAGUCAAAGGCUCCCUCAACAUCACCACACCGGGGGUGCAGAUAUGGAGGAUCGAGGCCAUGCAGAUGGUGCCUGUCCCUUCCAGCGCCUUGGGCAGCUUCUUCGAUGGUGACUGCUACGUAGUCCUGGCUAUCCACAAGACGGGCAGCAACCUGUCCUAUGACAUUCACUACUGGAUUGGCCAGGCCUCGUCCCAGGAUGAGCAAGGCGCCGCUGCCAUUUAUACCACGCAGAUGGAUGACUACCUGAAGGGGCGGGCUGUCCAGCACCGGGAGGUCCAGGGCAAUGAGAGCGAUGCCUUCCGAGGCUACUUCAAGCAGGGCAUUGUGAUCCGGAAAGGGGGUGUGGCUUCUGGCAUGAAGCACGUGGAGACCAACUCCUACGAGAUCCAGCGGCUGUUACACGUCAAGGGCAAGAGGAACGUGGUGGCCAAAGAGGUGGAAAUGUCUUGGAAGAGUUUCAACCGUGGGGAUGUUUUCCUCCUGGACCUCGGAAAGCUUAUCAUCCAGUGGAAUGGACCCGAGAGUAACCGCAUGGAGAGACUUAAGGGCAUGACCCUGGCCAAGGAUAUCCGAGACCAGGAGCGGGGCGGGCGUUCCUAUGUGGGCGUGGUGGAUGGGGAGAACGAGAAGGCAUCGCCACAGCUGAUGGACAUCAUGAACCACAUCCUGGGCCAACGGAGGGAGCUGAAGCCAGCGGUGCCCGACACAGGGGUGGAACCCGCACUCAAGGCCAGCCUCAAGUUGUACCAUGUAUCUGACUCAGAGGGAAAGCUGGUGGUUAGAGAAGUCGCCACGCGGCCACUUACACAAGACCUGCUCAGUCAUGAGGACUGUUACAUCCUGGACCAGGGGGGCCUGAAGAUCUACGUGUGGAAGGGAAAGGAUGCCAAUGCCCAGGAGAGAAAGGAAGCCAUGAGCCAGGCGCUGAACUUCAUCAAAGCAAAGCAGUACCCACCGAGAACGCAGGUAGAGGUACAAAACGAUGGGGCCGAGUCACCCAUCUUUCAGCAGCUCUUUCAGAAGUGGACUGUGCCCUCUAGGACCUCAGGCCUGGGCAAAACCCACACUGUGGGCUCCGUGGCCAAGGUGGAACAGGUGAAGUUUGAUGCUACUUCCAUGCAUGUCCAGCCUCAGGUGGCUGCCCAGAAGAAGAUGGUAGAUGACGGGAGUGGGGAGGUACAGGUGUGGCGCAUCGAGGACCUAGAGCUGGUGCCUGUGGAUUCCAAGUGGCUAGGCCACUUCUAUGGGGGUGACUGCUACCUGCUACUCUACACCUACCUCAUCGGCGAAAAGCAGAACUACCUGCUCUACAUCUGGCAGGGCAGCCAAGCCAGCCAGGAUGAAAUCACAGCCUCAGCCUAUCAAGCUGUCAUUCUGGACCAGAAGUACAACAAUGAGCCAGUCCAGAUCCGGGUCCCAAUGGGCAAGGAGCCACCUCACCUCAUGUCUAUCUUCAAGGGACGCAUGGUGGUCUACCAGGGAGGCACCUCCCGGACUAACAACCUGGAGCCUGUGCCCUCCACGCGGCUGUUCCAAGUACAGGGAUCCAACACAAACAACACGAAAGCCUUGGAGGUCCCAGCGCGGGCCUCCUUCCUCAACUCCAAUGACGUCUUCAUCCUCAAGACCCCAUCCUGCUGCUACCUGUGGUAUGGGAAGGGCUGCAGCGGGGAUGAGCGGGAGAUGGCCAAGACAGUUGCUGACACCAUCUCCCGGACGGAGAAGCAAGUGGUGGUGGAAGGACAGGAACCAGCCAACUUCUGGAUGGCCCUGGGUGGGAAGGCCCCCUAUGCCAGCAGCAAGAGACUGCAGGAGGAAAACAUGGCCAUCACUCCCCGGCUCUUUGAAUGCUCCAACCAGACAGGGCGCUUCCUGGCCACAGAAAUCCCUGACUUCACUCAGGAUGACUUGGAAGAGGAUGAUGUUUUCCUGUUAGAUGUCUGGGACCAGGUCUUCUUCUGGAUUGGGAAGAAUGCCAAUGAGAAUGAGAAGAAAGCUGCAGCCACCACGGUGCAGGAAUACCUCAAGACCCACCCCAGCGGCCGUGACCCUGAGACCCCCAUCAUUGUGGUGAAGCAGGGACACGAGCCCCCCACCUUCACAGGCUGGUUCCUGGCUUGGGAUCCCUUCAAGUGGAGUAACACCAAAUCCUAUGAGGACCUGAAGGCGGAACUUGGAAACUCUGGGGACUGGGGUCAGAUCACUGCUGAGGUCACAAGCUCUAAACAGAAUGUGUUCCAUGCUAACAGCAACCUCAGUUCUGGGCCUCUACCCAUCUUUCCCCUGGAGCAGUUGGUGAACAAGCCCGCAGACGAGCUCCCUCAGGGAGUGGACCCCAGCAGGAAGGAGGAGCACCUGUCUGUUGAGGAUUUCACCAAGGCCUUGGGGAUGACUCCCGCUGCCUUCUCUGCCCUGCCUCUAUGGAAGCAACAAAACCUCAAGAAAGAAAAAGGACUAUUUUGAGAAGAGUAGCUGUGGUUGUAAAGCAGUAUCCUACCUUACUUGGGGAGUUUCAUUUUGCUUUUACGAUUAGUCCUAAACUAACUGACAUGAAAAUUUACUUGUACCUGUGAGCAGCCGUCUGUGGCUAUGCCAUUUUUGUUUAGUGACAUACUAUUCCUCCAGAAAGAGCCUGAGAAGCCUGUGGGCCCAACUUCAGCUCUCAAGGUGGUCACAUGGUUUCCACUCUGGGGUGUUUCAUCAGGUUCAACCAACCUGUUCUAGAGCUUUCCCUGAGAGCUGCCAAACACUACACAGAACAUUGGAGUGCUAAGGGACCUUCCCUAGGUUUUUCUCUGGCAUGACUAAUUUUUAUGUGGCAGGUGGGCUUAACCAUUUUGCACCCUUAUAUCUUUCCCAGGGUAAUGGCUUUGGCCUUUUCACAUGUACUUCCCUCACGGCCUUAAUCAGGGGAUAAAUUAAAGGGGAGGCUUUCUUGGAGUUGAAUAGUCCAUAUUUUCAUAAGUUUCACAAUGUGAGAGUAAUACAUCUACUGAGUCUCAGCUUGAAGCCUAAAAUAAAGUAUGAAAUGCAAAUGCUGCUGCACCCCCUCUCCAGCACUCUUAGUAAGGCAAAGGAAGAGCUUUGUUAAGGCCAAUGCUGAAUUUACUAUACAGAACCUCCAAAAAGCUUCACAG
Messenger RNA from Manis javanica (Malayan pangolin), 3303 nucleotides. RefSeq names its product villin 1 (gene VIL1). Lineage: Eukaryota; Metazoa; Chordata; Mammalia; Pholidota; Manidae. The record is from RefSeq and is a predicted model, not a curated record. Gene Ontology annotation, biological process: barbed-end actin filament capping; actin filament severing; actin polymerization or depolymerization. Gene Ontology annotation, cellular component: cytoplasm; lamellipodium; actin cytoskeleton. Gene Ontology annotation, molecular function: phosphatidylinositol-4,5-bisphosphate binding; actin filament binding.